GGUGGAACGUAAAAAAGUCUAAAACGAAGGCGGCGAUUGUAAAUUUUAAAAAAAGCGGAUUUUUGGAUGUUUUUGCGUUGAAACUUAAUUGUAAUGUUGUGCAACGGAUUGCUAACUGAAAUUAGCCAAAUGCUAACGCGAGUGAAUAGUUGUGAGGUUACUGUAGUAAAAGUAGCCAAUAAACGGGUUACAAACGCGUUCAUGGCGCGUUAUAAUCAGGAAUGUAAAAUAUAAACGUGUCUUUAAUAUAAAUCACAAGUUGCGUGAUAUAAACGUGUUGACAUUGAAUACCAAGAAAUGGUGGCAAUUCACUUCCGGUGUAUGCGGAAAUGGGAGUAGAAGUAAAAUGCGGUCUGGAUCGUGGACCUGUAACCUCUAAAGCUAAUCGUGGCUAACAACCAGCUGUAUUUUAAACCCCGCGAUAUUCCACUAUAUUGUAACUUAUUAUUUAAUGUUACUGUGUGAUGUUAUUAAUGGUAUGGUUCGCGCUAAUAAACCUGAGCACAAGUAUGAGCACAGCUAACAGUUAGCAUUAGCAGCCUGUGACUCCCUCAGGCCUGGUCGAAGGCCGCGGCCUGGUUAUUUCACUCCCAGUACAUUAACGCGCGCGCGCACACACACGUGUAAACGUUACUGUUUCGGUGGCGUUACUGUGUUUACUGUGUAAUUCUCCCGGUGAACGCUACACAAACACCGCGCGGCGUCUGAGAACAAGUGCACACUCCAUCUAGGGUCCCUUUGAGUGUCCACCAGAGAACUUUACAACACUGACAGUUUGGCAGGCAGGUUCGAGACUUUCCUCAUGCAGAACCACAGGAAAUGAAUAAACCGCCUCAGCCUAUCACAGGACCGCCCUCUGUUCCUCACCCCGCCCCCUCUCCAGGAUUGACGUCGGCUGUUUAUCCCCCUGGUCAGCCCACCUCUGUUGUUUUUGCCACUCCACCUCCACCAAUGAACUCUGCACCACAACCCAGACAGUUUGCACCAGGGCCUCGUGCUUUACAUCAACAGGGUGGAUUCAGGUCACUGCAGUCGUAUUACCCCCGGGGCAAUUUACAGAGUAACGCCCCACGAGUGGCUACUAAUAACCCGCCCCGCCCCGUCCCGCCCCCUCAUGUCUACCCCUCGUCUUCGCAGAUGGUAAUGAUCCCACAGCAGCAGCUCCAGUUUCCGCCCAACUCCCAGGGCCACGCCUACUUCAUCCAGUCAGGACAGUACCGUGCGCCGUACGUUCACCAGACGCAGCAGUAUUCAGUGGCCAGCGCCCCAGCAGGCUUCUACCCAGGAACCAACCCAGACUACAGCUCCACGUAUGAGGCCGCUCUGGGAGCGAGGGAGAGGCGGGGGGGUGGGGGGAGAGGCGCGGUUCGAGAGAACAGCCGUCUCUCUCAUCACGCCGUUCCUCUCACCUCCCACCGCUACUCCGCUGGAGCAUAUUAUCCUACUCAAGCUCAGUACCAGCCUUCAGUGCCCACUGCGCCUGUUAUGAUGAACCCCACCCAGCAGCAACAGGCCCCACCCCCUCAGCAGCAAGCCCCACCCCCUCAGCACAAAAGGGAACGAAAACAGAUUAGAAUACGAGACCCUAAUCAGGGAGGACGUGACAUCACAGAAGAGAUCAUGUCUGGAGGAAGGACCACGUCUACACCCACACCUCCGCAUUCUGUAGGAGCCGAGGUCAGUUGUGCCCAGACGAACGGUGAGAGUGCGACUCCUGCCGCUGCUGCCCCGGUGGUCCGACUCGAUGAUUGUGUGAGGUCCUCAAGCCCUGCAGCUUCUGACUCCACCCCCCCGCCUCGUUCAGAUCCUUCCCCUGAGCCUAAAUCCGUCCCAGACGUCCUCGCUGCUCCGGAGGUUCCUGUUCCUCCAGGACAAAGUGAAGACGCCGUGUCAGAACCUUCUCCCUCCUCGUCUCCCGCUCCUACGGUUCUUCCUCCGGAGCCCACGCCAAGCGACAGUGUGGACGCCCCUGAGCCACCCGAAACAAAAAAGGAGGAAGAGGAGGAGCCUAGUGUCACCUCUGCAGAGCAGCUGUGCUUCGAGAACACGGAGCCUGAAAAGGAGGCGGAGCCAUGCGUAGAAAUGCCACUUCCUGACUCCAACACGCCACCACCUGAGGAGGACACGCCCCCUGUAGCCGCAGCAGCCACCAAUGGGGAGACAGAAUCCCACGAGUUUGUACCCACCCCACCGCCCACAGCCGUGCCCGCUCCUGAGACCGAGCUCGUCCCGGUGACCAACGGUCUGCCUCAGGAGCCCGAGGAACUGCAAGACGAGAAACUCGAGGCAGAACCCGAGGCACUCGCUGAACCCGAGGUUCAGGAAACCGAUGCAAAAACCUCUGCAUCUGUAGAAGAGGAGGAAGAAGAGGGCAGAGUGGAGGAAGAGCUCACUCCUGCUGAGGAGACGACUAUGCAAGCUGUUCUGCCCAUGCCAAAGAAGAAGAAGCUGAAGAAAAGCGAUCUGAAUAACAAAGUGGUCGGAGACGUUUUGGACGCGUAUAAAGAGACGGAGGAGAAGGACCUUGUUCCUGAGCCGGUUCUCAUUGAGGUCCAGCCCUCAGAGCCUCGUUCUGCUGCCUCUCCGUCCCCCGAGGAGACAGACGAGACGUGGGAGGAAAAGGAGGAUAAACUGGACACGGAGAACGUCGAGCCUGAUACGGGCAAAUCCGUGGAACAGAAAUACCAGUAUAAAGAGGAGCACUGGAAGCCCAUUAAUCCAGAGGAGAAGAAGCAGUACGAUCGUGAGUUCCUGCUGCGCUUCCAGUUCAUCAGUGCCAGCAUGCACAAACCCGAGGGCCUUCCACACAUCACAGAUGUGGUUCUGGACAAGGCCAAUAAGACACCGUUGCGGCCGUUGGAUCCGAGCCGUCUGAUUAAUUGCGGGCCUGAUUUCACGCCUUCGUUCGCUAAUUUGGGCAGAGCGCCUCCUGGAGCAGGACGAGGACCUCCCCCAGGGCCACGGCGGUCUCAGCAGGGUCAGCGUAAAGAGCCACGCAAGAUCAUCGCCAGCAUGUCGCUUAAUGACGACGUGCAACUGAACAAGGCCGAGAAAGCCUGGAAGCCAGGGGUGAAGAAGCCCCGUGGCGACGAGGAUGACCCGGAAAAUAUCAAGACCCAGGAUCUGUUUCGAAGAGUGCGCGGUGUCCUAAACAAACUGACGCCGCAGAUGUUCCAGCAGCUCAUGAAACAGGUCACGGAGCUGACCAUCGACACCGAGGAGAGACUCAAAGGAGUCAUCGACCUCAUCUUCGAAAAAGCCAUUUCUGAACCCAACUUCUCCGUCGCUUAUGCCAACAUGUGCCGCUGCCUUAUGGGGCUGAAAGUGCCCACCACUGACAAACCGGUAGCCACUGUGAAUUUUCGCAAACUGCUGCUGAAUCGCUGCCAGAAGGAGUUUGAAAAGGACAAAGAUGAUGACGAGAUCUUUGAGCAGAAGCAGAAGGAGCUGGAUGCUGCUGCAGAGGAGGAAGUCCGCCAGCAGUUAAAAGUCGAGCUGGAGGAAGCAAAAGACCAAGCUCGCCGCCGUUCCCUCGGCAACAUCAAGUUCAUCGGAGAGCUGUUCAAGCUGAAGAUGCUGACCGAGCCGAUCAUGCAUGACUGCAUCGUCAAGCUGCUGAAGAACCACGAUGAGGAAAGUCUCGAAUGUCUCUGCAGACUCCUGUCCACCAUCGGCAAGGACCUGGACUUCGAGAAGGCCAAGCCUCGUAUGGACCAGUACUUCCAACAAAUGGAGAAAAUUAUUAAAGAGAGAAAAACAUCUUCACGGAUCCGCUUCAUGCUGCAGGACGUGUUGGACCUGAGAAAAAAUAACUGGGUUCCCCGGCGAGGUGACCUGGGGCCUAAGACCAUUGACCAGAUCCAUAAAGAAGCCGAACUGGAGCAACACAGAGAGCAGAUUAAAGUGCAGCAGCAGCUUCUGUCCAAGAAAGACUCGAGUCGAGGAAGAGGAGGCAGAAUGAAUCAGCCUCAGGAUGAGGGCUGGAACACGGUGCCCAUCAGCAAGAACCGGCCCAUCGACACGUCCCGCCUCAGCAAGAUCACCAAGCCUGGUGCUUUGGAUUUCAACAAUCAGCUUCUUGCCCCCGGAGGAAAGGGAUCAUGGGGCAGUUGGGGUAAAGGGAGCAGUGGUGGAACCGGAGCCAAACCCAGCACUGAACAAGAUGCAGGCCGACCGGCAACGAGCACCCUGAACCGCUUCUCGGCUCUUCAGCAGUCAGGACCUUCCUCCACAUCCUCCUCAUCCUCACAGGACUCUGAGCGCAGAGUCCCUCAAAGGACCAGCUCAAGUCGAGACCGCAGCGAGCGAGACCGUUUCGAUCGCUUGGAUCGCCGGGACAGUCGUGAGGACCGAGACAGAGGGCUGGACAGGACACGAGUCCCCAUCACUAAACGCAGCUUCAGCAGGGAGAGCGAGGACCGGUCUCGAGGCGGAGACGUACGCCGUGUGUCCAGCAUGACGGACGAGAGGGAACGUGGAAGCCGAGACAGAACCGCCAGCAGAGAGACGGCAGGUAACGAGAAGGUGAAGAGUGAAACGACCUCGAUGCCGCCACCGCCACCACCCGCUCCGAGCAAACCGGCCCUGAGUGAGGAGGAGGUGGAGAAGAAGUCCACCGCCAUCGUAGAGGAGUAUCUACACAUCAAUGACCUGAAGGAGGCAGUGCAGUGUGUAAAGGAGCUGAACAGUACUUCGGUGCUCUUCGUGUUUGUACGUAACGCUGUGGAGUCGACGCUCGAGCGCAGCACCAUCGCCCGAGAGCACAUGGGACUUCUUCUGCACAAACUAAUCAGCACUGGCAUUUUACCUCCCGAUCAGUACUUCAAAGGGCUUCAGGAGAUUCUGGAGGUGGCUGAUGACAUGGCUAUUGACAUUCCACACAUCUGGCUGUAUCUGGCAGAGAUCAUCACACCCAUGCUGCAGGACGGAGGGAUCUCCAUGGGGUCGGUCUUCAGAGAGGUGGCGAAGCCGUUGCUGUCGAUAGGAAAAGCUGCUGUGCUGCUGGUUCACAUCCUCAACCUACUCUGUAAAGGACUGACUCAUAAAAAAGUUGGUGCCUUGUGGCUCGACGCAGGACUCAACUGGAAGGACUUCCUGCCUGAGGAUGAGGAUGUUAACAAGUUUGUGACAGAACAGAAAGUGGAGUUUACGCUGGGGGAGGAGCCUGAGAAACCAGGGAAGAAGGAGCUGAGCGCAGAGGAGCUGAGCAAGAACCUCGACCGGUUGAUCCAGGACAAGACCAACAACCAGAGGAUCCAUGACUGGGUGGAGGCAAAUCUUGACGAGCAGCAGAUGACCUCCAGCUUGUUCAUCCGAGCUCUAAUGACCUCUGUGUGCCAAGCGGCCAUCAUCUGUGAGAACCCAUAUAAGGUGGAUGUGGAGCAGGUCACCCAAAGGGCCAAGCUGCUGCAGAAGUACCUGGUGGAUGAGCAGAAGGAGCUGCAGGCACUCUACGCUCUCCAGGCUCUCAUGGUGCGACUGGAGCAACCGGCCAAUUUGCUGCGGAUGUUCUUUGACACGCUGUAUGAUGAGGACGUGAUUAAGGAGGAAGCGUUCUACAAGUGGGAGUUCAGUAAAGACCCGGCCGAGCAGGUGGGAAAAGGCGUGGCCCUCAAAUCAGUCACCGCGUUCUUCACCUGGCUCCGAGAGGCAGAGGACGAAUCAGAUAACAGCUAAAAAAUAAAAGUAUGGAGCGGUACUGCAACGAGGGAAAAGGACUACAAACUGAACUUGGACACAGACUACAAUCACUUCUCUUUUAGUUUUUCUCUUCUUUUUUUUUUUUUUUUUUUUCUUGCUCACUUUUUGGAAAAAAUAAAGGUUCUUAAAGGGGGGCUUUUGGUUGGAGUGGAUGAGAAGGUUGUUGGUUCCCCCCCCCCUUGCUGCAAAACGACCUACCCCCCGUAACCCACCCGCCCCGUUUAUGCUGCUCUUAUUAACCCGUCAGUGUAGAUGAAAACGCAGCGUUAGUGUGUGUGUAUAUAAGACGCUCUGGAGGCAUGAGUGCGAUCAUGCUGUUAACGAGCUCUUAAUUAGGAGCUUUAUCCUCUCUGGUGUACGUCAGAAGCCUGGUGUUACUUUUAACAUGUAAGAAGGAAGACGUUGAGAAUCAAGUAUUUACUGACGGAUCUGAUUUUUAUUUAUUUUCUUUUUCCCCUGUUUAAUUUUUAGAGCAGGUGUUGAUCUGGAUUCAUAGGGACGAACUUUGGUCUUUGAAUCCUCCUCUUUCUCCCCCCUCUUUUUUUUUUUUUUUUAAUAAAAUAUAUACAUACACGCUGCUGGAAAAAGGGUUACCAUUCUUCCUUCUAAGUCAUCCCUCUGUUUAUCUAGCACGCUCUCACUCUGCCUACAUGGCAUUCUUGGGGUUUUUUGUUUUUUUUUUAAACCUUGUGAGGGUUCUCACCAUCAGCCCCACCCCCACCCCAGUCAAACAAAACCUGCCUUUUUUUUUUUUUUUUUUGAAUAUAUAAAUAAAAGUAAUUCAUUAAAGAAGAUAACUUGAAGACUGGACAAUGCAAUCGUCUAAAACAUCUGAGACAGAAACAAUCUGAAGUGUAUCUGCUCGCACUGAAGUGGGGAAACAUUUCAGGAGAAUUCUGUACAUAUGAAAGGGUGUUUUUUUUUUUUUUUUUUCCCCCAAAAACCUAAAAAAAAUUAGCAAAAUGCUGUUUAAUGACCUGCAAUUUUUUUCAGAUAGAAAUAGCAUUUUUUUUUUCUUGUAUUCUAUUUAAGUUUUUUUUCUCUUCCCUUCUUCCAGGUGAGAGGUGCUUAAUAAUCCAUUGAUUACAGUUUUAUUGAGGAAAAAAAUGUAAAUAUUUUUUUGCUUUACUUUAUUAUUUAAGGAUUUAUUGCUUCUUUCACAUCAGAAACUGGAAACCGCUGAAGAAACACAUUAAAAAUAAAAGAUUAUAAACUUGC
This is a messenger RNA of Tachysurus fulvidraco (yellow catfish), 6918 nucleotides long. RefSeq names its product eukaryotic translation initiation factor 4 gamma, 1a (gene eif4g1a). Gene Ontology annotation, cellular component: eukaryotic translation initiation factor 4F complex. The transcript is spliced from 34 exons. Bases 820 to 5676 code for a protein of 1618 amino acids. NCBI's taxonomy places the organism in Eukaryota, Metazoa, Chordata, Actinopteri, Siluriformes, Bagridae. Gene Ontology annotation, molecular function: protein binding; mRNA binding; translation initiation factor activity. The record is from RefSeq and is a predicted model, not a curated record.